AUGAUCAACAACAACAACCCGCAUCAACAACCAUUCAACCCUCUUCCGCCUUCUUCUUUGGUACAGCCAUCACAAUUUGUUUCUCCACCUCCUCCACCUCCUCAUCAAUUAACGUCAUCCUUUCAUGUUCCAUCAGGAACCACAUCUUCAAAGAAGGACGCUGGAACGACGAAGAAGAAGGGACGGCCAUCUUCAAAAACAUCAACUUCAGCAACAACCAUCAAUCAACAACCACAAAUUCAAGCACCUUCGUCGUCUUCAUCGGGAAUGGUUGCUUCGUCAUCAUCUGCAUCGGGAGAGAUCAAUGAAGGAGAGUAUAGUUUUGAUUUACCUAGGACGAACGUUUUACGAGUGAUUAGAAGAGCAAUUCCAGAGGAAAUUGCCUUAUCCAAUGAUUCUAAAUUAGCGUUCGCGAAAGCUGCAGUUGUAUUUAUCAUGUAUUUGACAGCAACUGCUCAAGAGGAAGCAACGAAACAUAAACGAUCGACACUUACAGCUGAUGAUGUCUUGGAUGCAUUGGAUACUCUCGAACUGGGUGACUACAAGGAAGAGCUUGUUCGAACUCUACAUCAAUACAGAUUAAACCAAAAAGCAAAAAAAGAUAAAUCAACAAAGAGAAAAAAAGGAGACGAAGCUGAUGACAUGUAA
Naegleria lovaniensis is the source of this 648-nucleotide messenger RNA. RefSeq lists its product as uncharacterized. The coding region runs from base 1 to 648 and encodes 215 amino acids. Gene Ontology annotation, cellular component: epsilon DNA polymerase complex; CHRAC. Lineage: Eukaryota; Heterolobosea; Eutetramitea; Acrasida; Naegleriidae. The transcript is spliced from 2 exons. The record is from RefSeq and is a predicted model, not a curated record. Gene Ontology annotation, biological process: DNA damage response; leading strand elongation; heterochromatin formation. Gene Ontology annotation, molecular function: chromatin DNA binding; protein heterodimerization activity.